Molecule: messenger RNA, 8194 nt
Organism: Seriola aureovittata
Lineage: Eukaryota; Metazoa; Chordata; Actinopteri; Carangiformes; Carangidae
Product: dnaJ homolog subfamily C member 13
Exons: 58
Coding region: 166-6942 (2258 amino acids)
Biological process (GO): regulation of early endosome to late endosome transport; receptor-mediated endocytosis; endosome organization
Cellular component (GO): endosome membrane
Source: RefSeq, a predicted model, not a curated record
UAUGGCAGCGUCCUGAACCCUGUUGGGGGGAAUACGGCGUAACUGAGCACCUUCAGCAUCAGAGUGGGAAAACUGAGAAGCACCGGCCACUCACAGAGGAGGGUGGGGGGCUGAGGGACGGCUACGAAUAACACCCGUUUGCGAUUUUACAGGUCCUUUGAAAAGAUGAAUGUCGUCAAAGACAACAAAGACCUGGCCUGUUUCUACACCACCAAACACUCCUGGAGGGGAAAGUACAAGCGGGUCUUCUCAGUGGGGACACAUGGCAUUACCACUUACAACCCUACAACACUAGAAGUAACAAAUCAGUGGCCUUAUGGAGACAUCUGUGGUAUCGGUCCAGUAGGAAAAGGUCAGGGAACAGAGUUCAACCUCACAUUCCGCAAAGGCAGUGGCAAGAAGUCGGAAACGCUCAAGUUUUCGACAGAGCACCGGACAGAGCUGCUCACUGAAGCGCUGAGAUUCAGAACAGAGUUUUCAGAGGGAAAGAUAACUGGCAGGCGCUACAACUGCUACAAGCACCACUGGAGUGAUACACGAAAGCCUGUGUGUUUAGAGGUGACACCCGGCGGCAUCGACCAGAUUGACCCCCACACUAACCGGGUGGUGUGUUCCUACGACUAUCGGAAUGUAGAGGGCUUCGUCGAGGUCUCUGAUUACCAGGGAGGAUUCUGCAUCCUUUAUGGCGGCUUCAGCAGGCUGCAUCUGUUUGCCUCGGAGCACCGGGAUGAAAUCAUCCGCAGCGCCAUAGAGCAUGCUGGGAACUUCAUUGGCAUCACGCUACGACUGAGGAAGGAGGCUCUGACCUUCGAGGAUUUUGUGACGGAUAGGUUGGGGAAGUACAGCUCAGACGAGAGCAUCACUUCACUGGCCGAGUUUGUGGUGCAGAAGAUCACCCCUCGCCACCCGGAGCCUGUUAAACGCAUCCUGGCACUGACAGAGACAUGUCUGGUUGAGAGAGACCCGGCUUCAUAUAACAUAGUCACCAUCAAACCCUUCGGAGAGGUAUUUGCUCUCAUCUGUGACGUAGACAACCCUCAGGUGUUUACAGUUGAAUUCAUCAGAGGUCAGAUCAGGAAGUACUCCUCCACAGAAAGGGACUCCCUGUUAGCCAGCCUACUUGAUGGAGUCCGUGCAUCAGGCAACAGGGACGUGUGUGUCAAGAUGGCCCCCACGCGGCGAGGGCAAAGGUGGGGCCUGCUGAGCAUGCCCGUGGAUGAGGAGGUGGAGAGUUUGCAUCUCAAAUUCCUGGCAGCACCUCCUAAUGGAAACUUUGCAGAUGCAGUGUUCAGAUUCAAUGCCAACAUAUCCUACAGUGGAGUGCUGCAUGCAGUUACCCAAGAUGGUCUUUUCUCUGAGAACAAAGAGAAGCUCAUCAACAACGCCAUCCUGGCUCUUUUAUCUCAGGAGGCUGAGCUGCCGGCUCUUAACGCUGAGCUGGAGAGCCAUUUCCAGGCCAUCCGACGCCUGGUGGCCUCCAAGGCUGGCUUCCAGGCUUUCACCCAGCUCCCUAAGUCUGGUCAAGGGUCUGGACUCACAGAUGCAACGUUUAGGGAAAAGUUGGGAGUAAAGACGGUAAAAGCUUUAAAAAGGAACAACAAUGGUGUGACACAUGCUGCUAUAGACAUGCUCUGUGCCCUUAUGUGUCCGAUGCACGAUGACUACGACCUGAGGCAGGAGCAGCUGAACAAGGCCUCUCUGCUGUCAUCUAAGAAGUUCCUGGAAAACCUCCUUGAAAAAUUCAUCACUAACGUGGACCAUGGAACUGGAGCUUUGGUCAUCAGCUCCUUACUGGACUUCUUAACAUUUGCCCUCUGCGCGCCCUACAGUGAAACCACUGAGGGGCAGCAGUUUGACAUGCUGCUUGAGAUGGUUGCAUCCAAUGGACGCACCUUGUUCAAACUCUUCCAGCAUCCGUCUAUGGCGAUAGUGAAGGGAGCUGGGCUGGUGAUGAAGGCCAUUAUUGAGGAGGGAGACAAGGAAAUAGCCACUAAGAUGCAAGAGCUGGCCCUGAGUGAAGGGGCUCUUCCAAGGCAUCUGCACACGUCUUUGUUCACCAUCAGCAGUGAUCAGAGGAUGCUCACCAACAGACAACUGAGUCGUCACCUGGUGGGACUUUGGACAGCUGAGAACCCUGUUGCCAUGAACCUCCUGAAGAGGAUACUGCCAACAGGCAUGCUGGCUUACCUGGACAGCCCUGACCCAGUCCCAGAGAAAGAUGUAGACAGAAUGCAUAUCCGUGACAACUUGAAAAUCGCCACGGACCAGCUAAACCGAAACAAAGUGCCUGAGUGGCAGCGGAUAGCAGGCAAAGCGGCCAAAGAGGUGGAAAAGUUUGCCAAGGAGAAGGCUGAUAUAGUGCUGAUGCACUGGAGAGAUAAGAUGGGCAUAGCACAGAAGGAGCAGGACAGAAAUAACCUGAACCCAAACCAAAAGCCUGUCAUCCUAAGGAAAAGAAGGCAGAGAAUAAAGAUUGAAUCCAACUGGGAGCUUUUCUACUACAGAUUCCAGCUGGACCACGCACGGUCCAACCUCAUCUGGAACCUGAAGACAAGGGAGGAGCUGCGGGACGCUCUGGAGGGGGAGAUGCGCGCCUUCAGCGUAGACCGCGAGCUUGGCAACGCCACCGUCAUUUCCUGGAACCACCAGGAGUUUGAGGUGAAAUAUGAGUGCCUUUCAGAUGAGAUAAAGAUCGGAGAUUAUUAUCUGCGUCUGCUACUCGAGGAGGAUGAAAAUGAAGAAUCCAGUGCCAUCAAGAGAUCAUAUGAGUUUUUCAACGAGCUCUACCAUCGCUUUCUGCUUACACCCAAAGUUACAAUGAAGUGCCUGUGCCUGCAGGCGCUCGCUAUAGUCUAUGGCAAGUGCUACGAGGAGAUUGGUCCCUUCACAGAUACAAAAUACAUUGUGGGCAUGCUGGACCGAUGUACAGACAAACUGGAAAGAGACAGACUCAUCCUCUUCCUCAACAAACUCAUUCUCAACAAGAAAAAUGUAAAGGAGGUGAUGGACUCAAAUGGAGUGCGAAUCUUGGUGGACCUACUGACCUUGGCCCAUCUGCACACUAGCAGAGCUACUGUGCCCCUACAGAGCAACGUGCUGGAGGCAGCACCAGACAUGAAGAGGGAGAGCGAGAAAGAGUGGUACUUUGGGAACGCAGACAAGGAAAGAAGAGGACCUUUCAGUUUUGAGGAGAUGCAAGAGUUUUGGAACACAGGCGUCCUGACAGCAAAGACACGCUGCUGGGCUCAGGGGAUGGACGGUUGGCGCCCCCUGCAGGCCAUACCCCAGCUGAAAUGGUGCCUCCUGGCUACAGGACAGGCAGUGAUGAACGAGUCCGACCUGGCUACACUAAUCCUUAACAUGCUCAUCACCAUGUGCUCCUACUACCCCAGCAGGGACCAAGAUAAUGCCAUUAUCCGUCCUUUGCCUAAAAUCAAGAGGAUGAUCAGUGACAAUGCUUGUCUCCCACACAUUGUCCAGCUGCUGUUGACUUUUGAUCCCAUCCUGGUGGAAAAGGUUGCCAAUGUUAUGUACCUGGUGAUGCAAGACAACCCCAAUCUGCAGCGCCUAUAUUUAACUGGGGUGUUCUUCUUCAUCAUGAUGUACACAGGCUCCAACGUGCUUCCUGUAGCAAGGUUCCUGAAGUACACUCACUUGAAGCAAGCCUUCAAAUCAGAGGAGUCUAAGGGUCAGGACAUAGUGCAGCGAAGUGUUCUCGGGCCGGUGCUGCCUGAAGCAAUGGUGUGUUAUCUGGAGAACUACGAGGCCGAGCGAUUCUCUGAGAUAUUCCUCGGAGAAUUUGACACACCUGAGGCCAUUUGGAGCAGCGAGAUGAGGCGCAUGAUGAUUGAGAAGAUAGCAGCCCAUGUAGCUGACUUCAGCCCCAGGCUGCAGAGUAACACACGGGCCCUCUACCAGUACUGCCCCAUCCCCGUGAUCAGCUUCCCUCAGCUGGACAAUGAGCUCUUCUGCAACAUCUACUACCUCAGACAUCUGUGUGACACCAUCCGCUUCCCAAACUGGCCUAUUCGAGAUGCUGUGAAGCUGCUAAAAGACACUCUUGAAGCCUGGAAGAGGGAAGUAGAGAAGAAGCCUCCCUCCAUGUCUGUAGAUGAUGCCUACGAAGUCCUCAACCUCCCCAAAGGACAAGGGUCACACGAGGAGAGUAAAAUCAGGAAAGCUUACUUCAGACUGGCACAGAAGUACCAUCCUGACAAGAACCCAGAGGGCAGGGAUAUGUUUGAGAAAGUGAACAAAGCCUAUGAGUUCCUCUGCACAAAGUCUGCCCGCAUCCUGGAUGGCCCUGACCCAGAAAACAUCAUCCUCAUCCUCAAAGCUCAGAGCAUCCUGUUCAACCGACACAAACAAGAACUGGAACCCUACAAAUACGCUGGUUACCCCAUGCUCAUCAAAACAAUCACAAUGGAGACGGAGGACGAGCAGCUCUUCUCUAAGACCUCCCCUCUCCUCCCGGCUGCUGCUGAACUGGCCUUCCACACAGUCAACUGUUCUGCGCUUAACGCAGAGGAGCUGCGCCGCGAGAACGGCAUCGAGAUGUUGUUGGAGGCUCUUUCUCGGUGUGUUGCUGUAUUAACUGCAUCCAGCAAGCCUGAUGACAUGGCCGUGCAGGUGUGCGGGCACAUCUGUAGGUGCUACAGUGUAGCAGCCCAAUUUGAGGAAUGCAGGGAAAAAAUGAUUGAACUCCCCAAUAUCAUCAGGGACAUUUGUCACAUCCUGUACUAUGGAAAGGGUCUCCCAAAGACUGCAGCCUUGGCUGUACAGUGCAUCAGCUCCUUCGCAGUGGAUUUCUUCCUACAGACCCAUCUCUACCACGCUGGUGUGCUCUGGCACCUGCUGGUCCACCUCUUCAACUACGACUACACUCUGGAGGAGAGCGGCGUGCAGGCGAGCCAGGACACAAAUCAGCAGGAGGUCGCGAACAGCCUGGCCAAGCUCAGCCUGGUAGCUCUCAGCCGUCUCGGAGGCUACACCCAAAUACCACACACCCCAGAGGGUAACAAUCCGGUUUCAGAGACCAACGGCAUCGAGGGCACGCCUCCCGAGAACCCCACCAUCCGCAAGAGCUUAGCCGCCAUGUUGACGCCAUACAUCUCAAGGAAGCUGGGAACAGGAUCUCCUGCUGAGGUCUUGAAGCUGCUGAAUAGUAACUCGGAGAACCCGUACCUGAUCUGGAACAACGGAACACGAGCCGAGCUGCUGGAGUUCCUGGAGGGUCAACAGGAGGGAAACAUCAGGAGGGGAGAAAAUGAUAAAAGCUUCGGUGCAGAGUUUGUGUUCAGUGACCACAGCAAAGAGCUGAUAGUCGGGGAGAUCUUUGUGCGGGUCUACAAUGAGCAGCCAUCUUUUCCACUUGAGUAUCCCAAAGCAUUUGCAGCCAGUCUGCUGGACUAUGUCGGAUCCCAGGCCCAGUACCUCCACACUCUCCUGGCCAUGAGUCAGAGUAACAAGGUCGAGUCCCAGCAGCACGCUGAGAGGCUCCGCUUUGCUGAGAUGGCUUUAGAGGCUCUUCGCAAUGUCAUCAAGAACAACCCCGGUUCAGAGUCAGAGUGCAUCGGCCAUUUCAAGCUGCUCUUCUCUUUGUUGCGGGUUCAUGGAGCUGGCAGAGUGCAGCAGCUGGUUUUGGAGGUUGUGAAUACAGUGACAUCUAACCAGGAAUGUGUGAGCAACAUUGCUGAGUCUCUGGUGUUGUCCAACCUUCUGUUGCUGCUGCACUCGCUCCCCUCCAGCAGACAAAUGGUGCUGGAGACCCUGUAUGCACUGACUUCGAACACGAAGAUCAUCAAAGAGGCUAUGGCCAAAGGUGCCCUGAUAUACUUGCUGGACCUCUUCUGUAACUGCACACACCCCCAGGUUCGCACACAGACCGCAGAGCUCUUCUCCAAAAUGACCUCAGACAAGCUGGUUGGACCAAAGGUGCGACUGACUCUGAUGCGUUUCCUUCCCGGUGUGUUCAUGGACGCCAUGCGAGACAACGCUGAGGCAGCAGUGCACAUAUUUGAGGGAACGCAUGAAAACCCUGAACUCAUCUGGAACGACAGCUCGAGGGAGAAAGUGUCCACCACUGUCCGGGAGAUGAUGCUUGAGCACUUUAAACAGCAGAAGGAUAAUCCUGAUGUGAACUGGAAACUGCCAGAGGACUUCACCGUGGCGUAUGGAGCAGGACAGGGUGAGCUCGAAGUUGGUGGAGUUUUCCUGCGUAUCUUCAUUGCCCAGCCGGGCUGGGUGCUACGCAAGCCUCGCGAGUUCCUGGUUUCCCUCCUGGAGACUCUGACUGAGCUGCUGGAGAAGAACAACCCCAACGGUGAGGCCCUGGAGACAGUUACCACGGCAGCAGUGUGUCUUUUCAGCACACAGAGCCAGCUGGCUGACCAGGUUCCUCCUCUGGGUCACCUGCCUCGCAUCCUGGCAGCACUCAACCACAAGAACAACGCCGUACCCAAGAGCUCCAUCCGCCUCAUCCACGUGCUGUCAGACAAUGAGCUGUGUGUGCGCUCCAUGGCUUCUCUGGAGACUAUCGGACCCUUGAUGACUGGGAUGAAAAUGCGGGCAGACAUGGCUGGAUUGGCUUGUGAGGCUCUCAACCGCAUGUUCCAGAAGGAGCAGACAGAUCUGGUAGCCCAGGCUCUAAGAGUGGAGCUGGUUCCAUACCUUCUGAAGUUACUGGAAGGAAUUGGCCUGGAGACAUUAGACAACCCUUCAGCUACCAAGGCCCAGAUAGUAAAGGCUCUCAAGUCCAUGACUCGCAGUCUGCAGUACGGUGAACAGGUGAAUGAAAUUCUUGCAAGGUCCUCGGUGUGGAGCGCCUUCAAAGACCAGAAACAUGAUCUUUUCAUCUCAGAGUCUCAGACCGCAGGCUACCUGACAGGGGUUUCCACUCCUUCUCUCCUGGCUGCCAGCAGCCCACUGCGAGGUGGGCUCUAGACUCCUGAGCUGGGCCCUCACAGCCCUCCUCUCUUUUGCUCUGAUGCAGGUCCAGGAGUCGCAGGUUACCUUACAGCAGGAACUGGCACCACGGUAAUGCCCAGCGUCCCACCCCCUGUGGACAACGACAUUGGAGACCAAGGCUGACGAACACACACACAUACACACACACACGCACACACACCCACACUCACACAGUCACGCUCAGGCACCCAGACUGCCCUGCAGCUUCACGGCCGCAGCUCAGAGAGGGACUGUUCAGCUCCCCCACACAAGGGGAUGGAGAGAGAGAAAGACGGAGGAGAGCGGGCCGUCAUUGACCGUCACCAAAAUCUCUGCGACACCUCCUCCAGUAUCACUCUCCUCUCCCCUUACAAAUGGCACUCAAGUCUUCAUAAACACUUUGAAAUUGUUUUAACGGAUGACCACAUUUGUUUUGUUUUCUGUGCUACUUUUCUUGUUUCUUCCAACGACACACAGAAGAGUUUACUUUUUGUAUGAAUAUAUUUUUUACUCUAGAUUUUUUUUUUUUUUCUUGAGAAAGACAUUGGAAGACUGAGGCUUAUUAUAGGUAAACUGUCUCUUUUCCAUGAUCUUAUUCCUCUUUGUCAUAUCCUGAUUGGCUACAUUUACCCCUAAAUCCUGUCUGACUGAGGGUGGCCUCAUUUGUGACACAUCUGUGCAGAGGACCUAUCCACCUCUUACACAAAUAUGUCUUUUACUGGCCUAUAUAAAAGAUUCUGUUGUGGAAAAGCAAACAUUUUCAAAUAGAGAAUCAGAAGUGCAUGCCGAUGAUUUCUCUUUCAUGUUUCUUCAUAAAAACAUGCCAGGCUGACCUCGUGUCUGGUUUGGUCACGUCUAGCUCGUCCAACUAUUUCAAGGUUGACACAGAUCUGCUCUCAAAUUGUCCUGCCUCCGAUUCCUCUGAUCUUAAUUCAAACUUCAUUCUGCUGUCUUUGAAGGCUACCCUUUCUGCCUCACAUUUUUUAAAGUAAUUCUCCUUCUCCCCCAGAAUGCAAAAAGCACUAGAAUAUUUAUAAAUGAAUAAUAACCACCGGAAAUGAGCUUCUGCUAAGAUGUGACGAAUGACGUUUACUGAUUAUGAAUCUAUGUGAAAGACUAGUGCAAUUUGUGAAAUGUUCAAUGUAAUAUUACGUAUAUAAACUUUCUAUAUUGAAUGUACAUUAAAAAAAAAAUAAAUCAGUCGCACUUGUACAUAAAAUUUUAAGAAUAAAAGGGAACCCACAGUGUU